This is a messenger RNA of Loxodonta africana (African savanna elephant), 1060 nucleotides long. RefSeq names its product TNF receptor superfamily member 12A (gene TNFRSF12A). Gene Ontology annotation, biological process: positive regulation of extrinsic apoptotic signaling pathway. NCBI's taxonomy places the organism in Eukaryota, Metazoa, Chordata, Mammalia, Proboscidea, Elephantidae. The transcript is spliced from 3 exons. The record is from RefSeq and is a predicted model, not a curated record. Gene Ontology annotation, molecular function: protein binding. The coding region runs from base 57 to 449 and encodes 130 amino acids. Gene Ontology annotation, cellular component: plasma membrane.
UCCAGCAGCAGGCUGGCAGAGGGAGCAGACGGCGGCGGUUUGUGGACGCGCGCACCAUGGCUCUCGGCCCGCUGCGUCCGCUGCUGCGGCUUCUCGUGCUGGGACUCUGGCUGGCGCUGUUGUGCGCUGCGGCUGGGGAGCGGACGCCAGGUGCUGCCCCCUGCCCCCGCGGCACCUCCUGGAGCUCGGACCUCGACAAGUGCAUGGACUGUGCGUCGUGCCCCGUGCGGCCACGCAGCGACUUCUGCCUGGGCUGUGCUACAGCCCCUCCAGCCCCCUUCCCGCUGCUCUGGCCCAUCCUGGGGGGUGCCCUGAGCCUGGCCCUUGUGGUAGGGCUGCUUUCUGGCUUCCUGGUCUGGAGAAGAUGCCGCAGGAGAGAAAAGUUUACCAGUAAGUGUGCCCCAGCCUGCCCGCCUCUGUCACUGUUCAGUUUCUCCUUCUCACUGUGACCCCUCUUGUCUUGCAGCCCCCAUCGAGGAGACUGGCGGGGAGGGCUGCCCAGGUGUGGCACUGAUCCAGUGACAGUGAGCGCCCCCUGCCAGCCUGUGCUCCCACGCAUUCAUUCAUUCAUUCUGGAGCCACCCCUUGCCUCCCAGACUCAGCCUGUGCCAGGCUCAGCCAGCCACCCGGAGGGGUGAUGGUGGUGAAUCAUCUCUGAGGCCUGAGGUUUUGGGGAGCCUUCCAAGGUAUCUCUCAUUGCCUGGUCUCAGGCUCCAGGACAGAAAGGAGCCCCAUCCAGCUCACACACUAUCGACCACUGACACUGAGGAACUGCAGCAUUUGCACAAGGGGGUCUCUACCCCCCAUGCCCUGGGGGGCCAGGCCGACCUGAAGGGCAGACACAACACUAGGCCCCACCCAUUCAGAUGUGCUGAAACGCUGACAGGGGUCUCAGCCUGGGGGGUUAGGGACCUGCUCUGAACACUAGGGGCUGGCCCUCUAGGGGGGCCGGCUCUACCACACUGCCUCUACUAGCCCCCAAAGUGGGGAGAUAUUUAUUUUGGGGAAAAAGUUUGAGAGGGAGGGAGAAUUUAUUAAUAAAAGAGUUUUUAACUUUAAA